UGCAUGAACGCAGCGCUAGUCCGAUUCCUUAUGGGUCUCCAUUGUGUUGGAAGUAAAAAAACAAUUCUCUCUCUCUCUCUCUCUCUCACUCGAGAAUUGACACACUGACAGACAUCUCUCUCAUUUCCCCAAAGAGUUGUGUGAACGCUCUCUCGCUCAUUUUCCCAAGCAGCAGCAGCAGCAGCAGCAGCAGUAGCAGUAGUAGGAGCAGCAGCAGUCCGGUUCCUCCCAUUGCUCCAUUCCGCUUCUUCCUCGCUGCAGGGACUGCUUGUUGCUCUGUCAGCCCCAGCGAACAAGUGCCCCGGCCCCAAACUCUCACGUUGCGAAGUGCCUGUGAAAGUGUGAUUGACCCCCUGCGAAACAACAUGGCAGACUACCGGGACGACACCGGAGCUCGGGCCCUGCUCGCCUUGCAAUCGGCGCCGUGCAGCCCCGUGCGAGUGGCGGUCACCUCGCACGUCUUCCACCACCAGCCGUCGCUUGCCUUCCUCAGUCCGCCGCUGACGCAGGCCACCGCUGCUGGGAUGCGCCCCGCGUGCCUCGAAACUCCUCUCCCCCAGGCCUUGGCCAGACUCGAGGGCCGGGACUUUGAGUUUGUCAUGCGCCAGAGGACGGUCACCAUCGGCCGCAACUCGUCCCACGGCUCCGUGGACAUCAACAUGGGCCAUUCGAGCUUCAUCUCGCGGCGGCACCUGCAGCUCUGCUACGACGAGGCGAGCGGCUUCUCGCUGCGCUGUCUGGGCAAGAACGGCGUGUUCGUUGACGGCGUGUUCCAGCGGAGAGGAGCGCCGCCGCUGCUACUUCCCCGACAGUGCGUGUUCCGCUUUCCCAGCACCGUCAUCAAGAUCCAGUUUGCGUCGCUGCUUAGCCACGAGGAAGAGCGGGAGAAGGAGCUACCCUCGCCGCCCAUGCGCCCGCUUUUGCCUCACAUCUCCCCGCUCAAGAUCAGCAUCCCCACCGCGCAGCAGCACGAAGAGCACAUGAGAGCCUUCGGCUCGCCGCUGCCGUCGCCGACCGGCACCCUCAGCGUUCCCAAUUCGUGCCCGGCGAGCCCUCGCGGCGCCGGGUCGUCGGGCUACCGCUACGGCCGCAACGUGACCAGCGACCUGCAGCUGGCGGCCGACUACGCCGCCAAGGCCGUGUCGGAGCAGAGGCGCAACGUGGCCGAUCAGCGCGGCGCGACCGGAGAGUCGGCCGGCGGCGACAGCCCCAAGGACGAGUCCAAACCGCCGUACUCGUACGCUCAGCUGAUCGUGCAGGCCAUCUCGUCGGCGCCCGACAAGCAGCUGACGCUCAGCGGCAUCUACGCUCACAUCACCAAACACUACCCUUACUAUCGCACCGCAGACAAGGGCUGGCAGAACUCCAUCCGCCACAACCUGUCGCUGAACCGCUACUUCCUGAAAGUGGCGCGCUCGCAGGACGAGCCGGGCAAGGGCAGCUUCUGGCGCGUGGACUCCAGCUCGGAGGGCAAGCUGGUGGAGCAGGCCUUCCGCAAGCGCAGGCAGAGGGGCGUGGCCUGCUUCCGGACCCCCUUCGGACCCCUCUCGUCCCGGAGCGCCCCGGCCUCGCCCACCCACCUUCUGUCGCCUCUGUCCAGCGGGCUGCAGACCCCCGAAUGCAUGAGCAGGGAGGGGUCCCCCGUGCCCACGGAUCACCACGAGCAGCUGGCGCACAAGCUGGCCGCCGUGCCCGAAUAUCGAUACUCGCAGAGCGCGCCGGGGUCUCCGGUCAGCGCUCAGCCAGUGAUCAUGGCGGCGCCCCCCCACCCGAGCGCCACCCUGGGCAAGGCCCUGGCCCUCAUCCCGGGGGGCGGCGGCCAGAUCCACCUGGUCCAGAACCCGACGCCGUCCUCCGUCACCAUGCUGCGCGUGGUCACCGGCGCCCCUCCCAACGGCUACUGCGCCACCGAGCUCAGAGAGGCGCAGCCUCAGCGAGAGCUGGUGAUCCAGUCGCUGGACAGCGCCGGGCACGGAGCCGACCCGCGCAAGGUGGCGCUGGGGUUGCAUCAUCUUCCCGUGCACCCGGUCAUGCAGAACGGGAAGCACGCCAAUACCGCAGUCGCCGUGGCGACCGGCCUCGCCACGGCAACCGGCCUCGCCGCUUUCACUUCAAGUCUAAGCAGUCCUCUCCAAAUUCUGGCGGCUCAGGCCUCCAGCUCACCUCCCGUGAUGCUGAGUCGUCCGCUUUCCACCGAGCCGGCAGGCACGCGCGACGAACCCCUGGCCAAGCGGUCCAAGAUGGAAGACAGCGAGGGAUCGGCUCCCGCCGGCGCCCAACAGCCCGUUAUCGUCGCCGUGAUGACGGAAAGCUACGAGCCCAGGAAAUGAAAAGAAAACACCUGAAGGGAGUUUUGUCACAAAAUUAUUUAACUCCAAAAAAUGGAAGCAAACACUACUCGAGGACUUUGAUGGAUGAAGAAAUGGGCUUACUGAGUAGCCAAGAAGACGAUGACAUUGUUACAAGCUUGGCCAAAUUGCAGCAAUGGUCAGUAAUGGCGAAAUCCAAACAAUGUUGCCCAAACCUGAAACAAAUGCAUUAUUUCAUUGAGCUUUUACAAGAAAAAAAGACACUUAUUACCCUUUAAAAAUAACAAAAAAAACACUGUCAUUUUUAUUUUAACCUUUACUGCUUUUUAGAAUGUUAGAGCAGCAUUAGCCGCGCUAACAUCGCAACUAGAAGCUAUUUUUUCUCAAGAGUUUGUGUAAAAAAAUUAAAAAAAAAAAAGCAUUAUUGAUACAUUCUAGAGAUGAUUGUUUUUAUAAAUGUCCCACAGUUGUGAUUACCAAGAAUGUCGUACCACAAAAUUAAAGCCACAUUGACUUGAA
Molecule: messenger RNA, 2828 nt
Organism: Syngnathus acus (greater pipefish)
Lineage: Eukaryota; Metazoa; Chordata; Actinopteri; Syngnathiformes; Syngnathidae
Gene: foxk1
Product: forkhead box K1
Exons: 10
Coding region: 366-2330 (654 amino acids)
Biological process (GO): regulation of transcription by RNA polymerase II
Molecular function (GO): RNA polymerase II cis-regulatory region sequence-specific DNA binding; DNA-binding transcription factor activity, RNA polymerase II-specific; protein binding
Source: RefSeq, a predicted model, not a curated record